AAGAGAUGGACCACGGGGAAAACAACAGAGAGAGGGACCAUGGGAAAACAACAAAGAGAAGAGAACGCCCACCACGGGAAAGGAGCAAAGUGAGGGACCAUGGGAAAGGAGCAGAGAGAGGAGAACGCCCACCACGGGAAAGGAGCAGAGAGAGGAGGACGCCCACCACGGGAAAGGAGCAGAGAGAGGAGGACGCCCACCACGGGAAAGGAGCAGAGAGAGGAGAACGCCCACCACGGGAAAGGAGCAGAGAGAGGGACCAUGGGAAAACAGCAGAGGAGAACGCCCACCACGGGAAAGGAGCAGAGAGAGGAGAACGCCCACCACGGGAAAGGAGCAGAGAGAGGAGGACGCCCACCACGGGAAAGGAGCAGAGAGAGGAGAACGCCCACCACGGGGAAAGGAGCAGAGAGAGGAGAACGCCCACCACGGGAAAGGAGCAGAGAGAGGGACCAUGGGAAAACAACAAAGAGAGGAGAACGCCCACCACGGGACAGGAGCAAAGAGAGGAGAACGCCCACCACGGGAAAGGAGCAGAGAGAGGAGAACGCCCACCAUGGGAAAGGAGCAGAGAGAGGAGAACGCCCACCACGGGAAAACAACAAAAAGAGGGACCACGGGAAAACAACAAAAAGAGGGACCACGGGAAAACACCCAAGAGUGGAGAACGCCCACCACGGGAAAGGAGCAGAGAGAGGAGAACGCCCACCACGGGAAAGGAGCAGAGAGAGGAGAACGCCCACCACGGGAAAGGAGCAGAGAGAGGAGAACGCCCACCACGGGAAAGGAGCAGAGAGAGGAGAACGCCCACACGGGAAAAGGAGAGAGAGGAACCAUGGGAAAACAACAGAGAGAGGAGAGCGCCUACCACGGAAAAGGAGCAAAGAGAGGAGAACGCCCACCACGGAAAGGAGCAUUUAGAGGACAACACCCACAACGGGAAAGGAGCAGAGAGAGGAGAACGCCCACCACGGGAAAACAACAAAAAGAGGGACCACGGGAAAACAACAAAAAGAGGGACCACGGGAAAACACCCAAGAAGAGGAGAACGCCCACCACGGGAAAGGAGCAGAGAGAGGAACCAUGGGAAAACAACAGAGAGAGGAGAGCGCCUACCACGGAAAGGAGCAAAGAGAGGAGAACGCCCACCACGGAAAGGAGCAUUUAGAGGACAACACCCACAACGGGAAAGGAGCAGAGAGAGGAGAACGCCCACCACGGGAAAGGAGCAGAGAGAGGAGAACGCCCACCACGGGAAAGGAGCAGAGAGAGGAGAACGCCCCCCACGGGGAAAACAACAAAAAGAGGGACCACAGGAAAACACCAAAGAGAGGAGAACGCCCACCACGGGAAAACAACAAAGAGAGGAGAACGCCCGCCACGGGAAAGGAGCAAAGAGAGGGACCAUGGGAAAACAACAAAGAGAGGAGAACGCCCACCACGGGAAAGGAGCAGAGAGAGGAGAACACCCACCACGGGAAAGGAGCAGAGAGAGGGACCAUGGGAAAACAAAGAGAGGAGAACGCCCACCACGGGAAAGGAGCAGAGAGAGGAGAACGCCCACCACGGGAAAGGAGCAAAGAGAGGAGAACGCCCACCACGGGAAAGGAGCAGAGAGAGGAGAACGCACACCACGGGAAAACAACAGAGAGAGGAGAACGCCCACCAUGGGAAAGGAGCAGAGAGAGGAGAACGCCCACCACGGGAAAGGAGCAGAGAGAGGAGAACGCCCACCACGGGAAAGGAGCAGAGAGAGGAGAACGCCCACCACGGGAAAGGAGCAAAGAGAGGGACCACGGGAAAACAACAAAGAGAGGAGAAUGCCCACCACGGGAAAGGAGCAGAGAGAGGAGAAUGCCCACCACGGGAAAGGAGCAGAGAGAGGAGAACGCCCACCAUGGGAAAGGAGCAGAGAGAGGGACCAUGGGAAAACAACAAAGAGAGGAGAACGCCCACCACGGGAAAGGAGCAAAGAGAGGGACCAUGGGAAAACAACAAAGAGAGGAGAACGCCCACCACGGGAAAGGAGCAGAGAGAGGAGAACGCCCACCACGGGAAAGGAGCAGAGAGAGGAGAACGCCCACCACGGGAAAACAACAAAAAGAGGGACCACGGGAAAACAACAAAGAGAGGAGAACGCCCACCAUGGGAAAGGAGCAGAGAGAGGAGAACGCCCACCACGGGAAAGGAGCAAAGAGAGGGACCAUGGGAAAACAACAGAGAGAGGAGAACGCCCACCACGGGAAAACAACAGAGAGAGGAGAACGCCCACCACGGGAAAGGAGCAGAGAGAGGAGAACGCCCACCACAGGAAAGGAGCAAAGAGAGGGACCAUGGGAAAACAAAAAGAGGAGAACGCCCACCACGGGACAGGAGCAAAGAGAGGAGAACUGGAUCAUCUGCGUCUGAUCAGAUCCACGUCCUGUGAAAACAUGGAUCAGUACCUGCUCAGCCUUUGAUAAUUGGGGUCUCAA
Thalassophryne amazonica is the source of this 2474-nucleotide messenger RNA. Its product is annotated as zinc finger CCCH domain-containing protein 13-like. Bases 6 to 2459 code for a protein of 817 amino acids. The transcript is spliced from 2 exons. The record is from RefSeq and is a predicted model, not a curated record. Lineage: Eukaryota; Metazoa; Chordata; Actinopteri; Batrachoidiformes; Batrachoididae.